Priceomyces carsonii is the source of this 876-nucleotide messenger RNA. RefSeq names its product Ali1p (gene ALI1). The coding region runs from base 1 to 876 and encodes 291 amino acids. The transcript has a single exon. The record is from RefSeq and is a predicted model, not a curated record. NCBI's taxonomy places the organism in Eukaryota, Fungi, Ascomycota, Pichiomycetes, Serinales, Debaryomycetaceae. Gene Ontology annotation, molecular function: NADH dehydrogenase (ubiquinone) activity.
AUGUUGAAUAGGUCAUUUGCGAGAGCAGGUUCGAAAGGAUUGGCCAUUCCCAGAGGCUCGCUUUGCAAACCGUUGUUUGGCUUGGGAAUGAUCAGAAAGUUUUCGAAGUCCACCAGACUUUCAAAUCAAGAAGAAUUACCAGACUUAAAUGAAUUGCCUAGAAAGUUUUCUAAAGAGAUCCACAGACCUUUGGAGAACCCCGCUGAUAAAUAUAAGGAGAAGUCUGAAGAGCUACACAAGUUUGGCAAAUAUAUUAUGGGUUGUUUACCCAAAUUUAUUCAGCAGUUUUCAGUUUGGAAAGACGAAUUAACCAUUUAUGUUGCUCCUUCAGCCUUGAGACCAACAAUUCUUUUCUUGAAGAAUCAUACAUCUUCUCAAUUUAAGGCAUGUAUGGAUGUAACGGCUGCAGAUUAUCCUUCUAGAACUAACAGAUUCGAUGUUGUCUAUAAUUUAUUGUCUGUGAGAUACAACUCAAGAAUUAGAGUUAAGACAUAUGCAAGUGAAGUAAGUUCAGUUCCUUCACUUGUACCACUCUUUGAAGGCACCAAUUGGUUUGAAAGAGAGGUUUAUGACUUGUUUGGGAUAUUUUUUGAGGGCCAUCCUGAUUUGAGAAGAAUUAUGACUGAUUAUGGAUUUGAGGGGCAUCCAUUAAGAAAGGAUUUCCCUACAACUGGUUACACAGAGCUUAGAUAUGAUGAAGAAAAAAAGAGAAUUGUAUACGAACCGCUAGAAUUGACACAAGCAUGGAGGAACUUUACUGUUGGUUCUUCCGUCUGGGAACAGGUUGGCGAUGGUCAAGACUUCACUCCUGAAUCAUUUAAAUUACCUACACCUGAACCCGAACCAAAGGAAGAUGAAGCCCAAAAGAAGCAAUGA